UUUCAUGCCUUUCUCGUUUAAAAACAAAACAAACUUGCCGAGGGACAAGAAGCAGACGUCCAAUACAGCUAAAAUACAAGUGAAGUAGCGAAAGCAAAAAGUUAUUGAGCCCCACGGCCCCCACUCAGUCAAAUUAAUCACGCUACAAAGUUGAUGCACUUGGCAUAUUUGCAAACUACAAGUAACAAACCCCAUCAUCAAUUAAAAAGUGGCUGAUCACUCUCAUCUUUACCACAAGAAUUUCAGCCAUGGCUUCCCAAAUUGAUCACCAGCUUCACUUUCUUCUUGUUCCGCUAAUGUCCCAAAGCCAUCUCAUUCCCUUCACAGACAUGGCCAAACUACUUGCACGCCGUGGCCUAAAUGUUACCAUUAUCCUUACACCUCUUAAUGCAGUCCGGUUCAACACAAUCCUUGAUCAAGCAAAAGCCUCCAACCUCAACAUACAAUUCAUUUCACUACCGUUUCCUUGCCAAGAAGCUGGCUUGCCUCAAGGCUGCGAGAACAUGGACACCCUCGCAUCUCCCGAUUUACUCCCACAAUUUUUUGAAGCAAGUAACAUGCUGCAAAAACCACUAGAGAUGUGGCUAGAAGGGUUGGAAUCUUCUUCUAGGCCUAGCUGCAUUAUUUGUGACAUAUGUCUUCCUUGGACCUCAGAUGUCGCUCUCAGGUUCAAGAUUCCAAGGCUUAUCUUCCAUGGAAUAUCUUGCUUCACUCUCUUGUGCUCUCACAACAUAUCUCGCUCCAAGGUGCUCGAGGGAGUCAAAUCUGACUCGGAGCCAUUUUUGGUCCCAAACAUGCCAGAUAGAACUGAAUUCACUGCGGCCCAGCUGCCUGAAAUAGUGAAACAAAUUUCUGGUGACUUGAGAGAUCUUAUUGACCGAUUUAAUGCUGCUGCAAUUUCGGCACAAGGGAUGUUGGUGAACACUUUUGAAGAGUUGGAGCCAGGGCACGUCAAAGAAUACCAGAAAGUGGUCGAGAAGAUUUGGUGCAUCGGGCCCCUAUCUUUAGCAAACAAGUCCUCCAUUGAUGAGCCGGAGCCCGAGUGCUUGAGGUGGCUGGAUUCGAUGAAGCCAAGCUCUGUGAUUUACGUUUGUUUUGGGAGUCUCUGCCACUUGUUAGCCUCACAAUUAGUGGAGCUUGCUUUGGGAUUAGAAGAAUCCAACCAUCCUUUCAUCUGGGUGGUUAGGAAAGGAGAUUACUCAACAGAAUUAGAAAAAUGGUUUGUAGAAGAAAAGUUUGAGAAGAGGAUUGAAGGGAGGGGUGUUGUGAUUCGAGGAUGGGCGCCACAAGUUCUAAUCCUUUCACAUCCAGCCAUUGGAGGGUUCUUAACUCAUUGUGGAUGGAAUUCAACGCUAGAGGGAAUAAGUGCCGGCUUGCCGAUGAUAACUUGGCCGAUGUUUGCUGAGCAGUUCUACAAUGAGAAGUUGGUUGCACAAGUGUUGAGGAUUGGUGUGAGGGUGGGAGUUGAAGCGUGUGUGCAGUGGGGGGAUGAAGAGAAGGCUGGGGUGUUGGUGAAGAGGGAGGAUGUAAAGAAGGCUAUAGAGCAGUUGAUGGAAGAAGGUGAAGAGGGAGAAGAAAGAAGAAAGAGAGCUAGAGAGCUUGGAGGGAUGGCGAAGAGGGCAGUUGAAGAUGGGGGAUCCUCUUACUUGAACGUCACAUCCUUGAUCAAACAUAUCAGUGAACAGGUAUCAGGCAAAUAAAAGAUGUAACAGAAAUGUGUGCCUCUUUUUUGUCGAAAAUGGAUGUGUUUACUUUUCCUUAAUUGCUUGAAAAAAAACACAAAUAAUAAUAA
Molecule: messenger RNA, 1792 nt
Organism: Corylus avellana
Lineage: Eukaryota; Viridiplantae; Streptophyta; Magnoliopsida; Fagales; Betulaceae
Product: UDP-glycosyltransferase 73C3
Molecular function (GO): UDP-glucosyltransferase activity
Source: RefSeq, a predicted model, not a curated record